Molecule: messenger RNA, 2630 nt
Organism: Salvelinus sp. IW2-2015
Lineage: Eukaryota; Metazoa; Chordata; Actinopteri; Salmoniformes; Salmonidae
Product: probable vesicular acetylcholine transporter-A
Exons: 1
Coding region: 491-2053 (520 amino acids)
Biological process (GO): chemical synaptic transmission; transmembrane transport
Cellular component (GO): AP-1 adaptor complex; terminal bouton; AP-2 adaptor complex
Molecular function (GO): acetylcholine transmembrane transporter activity
Source: RefSeq, a predicted model, not a curated record
CUGAAGGGGUCUAGCUGAUGUGAGAUGAUGACAUACAGGUGGCUGCAGACGUGAGAGCAGAUGGCGGAGAGCGCAGGGCACUGAAGGGGGCAGUCUGGUUUAGGAAAGAGCCGCACAAACUAGUAACAGUGUGCGAGUGAGCUGCAGGUGAAUCCCUAACCUGUGAGAGUUUAUAUAUCGCCAGCGCGUCACCUGAAUGCCGGGGUAUGAGACAAUGAAACCACAAUGGAAGACAGGGAUAAAACGCGUCCAAGUCACGAGAGAGGAAAUAGGAGCGCAAUGACGGACUGUGCCAUCAGGGAAAGGUAAAGACCGGAAAGCUGGCGAUAUGUUUAGACUGCUGCUGAAUAAGUUAAUUGAAUGAGUGAACCUGACAAGACCAAAACAAAUGUACACAGAGCUCCUGAACUGAGACGCGCACAUUUCAGUCGGUGGAAAGAGUUUAUUUUUCGUUUUUGAAGAGAGAAGCCAGCAGAAAACGUAAAGAAUCAUGGAUACAGAGGGAAUCACAGAGGACCACGGAGCCGACCACGGAGCCGGGGAUCUAGCUCAAUCUGCUGCUAUGAAACUGUCUGAGAUAGGCGAAAGAACUAAACAACUAGGUACUAAAUUCAAAGACCCUGAGCGACAGAGACGGAUUAUUCUAGUGAUUGUCUGUGUAGCACUUCUAUUAGAUAACAUGCUUUACAUGGUAAUUGUGCCGAUCAUACCAGACUAUUUGGCAGAAUUACAAAGUGAGGCAGAUCACGCUUCGUUUAAUGCAAGAGUAAUAAACGCCGGGAAUUCCUCGAAUCAUACUGUCUUUAAAGCCACCAAAGGCAACUUCGACCUGCAGAUUGGUGUACUUUUUGCGUCCAAAGCCAUAUUGCAGCUUUUGGUCAACCCGUUGACCGGGACGUUCAUUGACCGGGUCGGCUAUGACCUUCCUCUGUUCAUCGGACUCAUCAUCAUGUUUUUUUCCACUUGUCUAUUCGCCUUCGCCGAUAAUUACGUGUCUCUGUUCGCGGCGAGGAGCUUGCAGGGCUUGGGCUCAGCGUUCGCAGAUACAUCAGGCAUCGCCAUGAUAGCGGAUAAGUACACGGAGGAGGCGGAGAGGAGCAGAGCCCUGGGUAUCGCCCUGGCAUUCAUCUCUUUCGGCAGCUUAGUGGCGCCUCCCUUCGGGGGCAUCCUGUACGAGUUUUGUGGGAAACGGGUGCCCUUCAUUGUGCUGGCCUGCAUCUGUUUCACGGACGGCAUGCUGUGCCUGACCGUGUUAAAGCCCUUCUCCAGAGGGGAGAGAGAGAACAUGCCCGUGGGCACCCCCAUCUACAAACUGAUGAUCGACCCCUACAUAGUUGUGGUGGCGGGUGCCCUGACCACCUGUAACAUCCCGCUGGCCUUCCUGGAGCCCACCAUCGCAAACUGGAUGGAAGAAACCAUGCACUCUUCCGAAUGGGAGAUCGGCCUUGCCUGGCUUCCCGCGUUCUUCCCGCAUGUCCUGGGUGUGUACAUCACCGUCAAACUCGCGGCUAAGUACCCACACCUGCAGUGGUUCUACGGGGCCUUGGGCAUGGUGAUAAUCGGCGCCAGUUCGUGCACCGUGCCAGCCUGUAAGACCUUCGGCCAGCUGAUGGGUCCACUGUGUGGCAUCUGCUUUGGCAUCGCCCUGGUGGACACGGCGCUACUGCCUACACUCGCUUUCCUGGUGGACGUGCGGCAUGUGUCGGUGUACGGCAGUGUGUACGCCAUCGCGGACAUCUCCUACUGCGUGGCCUACGCCCUGGGCCCUGUGGUGGCCGGACAGAUAGUCCACGACCUGGGCUUCAUUCAGCUCAACCUGGGCAUGGGCCUCGCCAACGUGCUUUACGCACCAGCGCUCCUCUUACUAAAGAACGUGUGCCAAAUGAAACCAUCAAACUCGGAGAGAGGCAUGCUACUGGAGGAAGGCCCCACGGGUCUCUACGACACAAUAAAAACUCAGGAACGCGAGAGGAAGAGGAAGGGGUUAAGUAAUGUUGUUGAUGAGAAUGGCAUAGACAAGUAUUCUGAAGAAGAGUCAUUUGAGUAUGCGUAAACUGUAAAAAAUAAAAAAUAAAUAAAAAAAGUGCCCAUAAAGCGAUGAAGCUAUACUCUCAGUGCCAUACUCCUUUGACCGAACCAUUUACAUCAUUUAAUUAGGAAAGAAGAUAACUCCAGAUUAAUCUCCUGUCUUCCAAUUCAAUCGGACAAUGUCAUCUGAAGAAGCAUUCACAGUAGAUUGCGCUAGGGUGAUAUUUGUUAAAGCUGAAAGUGUGUGCAUUGUGCCAAAACAUUGAUUCCAUAUCAUAUUCAUGGACCUGUGUAAACUGAACAUAACUUUUAUCAUAAAAAAGAACUAAUGAAAUGUAUUCGUCAUUCAAAAUAAUAUACCUUAUAUGUAUUUUGCAAGAGCUGUGCUGCUAAAAUCAAUAUGCAAUAUGUCACAAUACACUUUUAGGGGGGAAUAGAUGGAUUUGAAUCCCCCGUCUUACUUUGCGUAUUCUGUAUUUAACUUAAUUUGGAUGAUGUAUAGGCUAUCUGGAAUGCAUAUCCUAAAUGUAUGAUAGGACAUUUCAGCAAUUGCUUAUAUGUGUAUAUUAAUGUACAUAUUAAAUCAAGAGUAUGUGAAUGUA